Messenger RNA from Corylus avellana, 3565 nucleotides. RefSeq names its product MUTS homolog 7 (gene MSH7). NCBI's taxonomy places the organism in Eukaryota, Viridiplantae, Streptophyta, Magnoliopsida, Fagales, Betulaceae. Gene Ontology annotation, biological process: mismatch repair. The record is from RefSeq and is a predicted model, not a curated record. Gene Ontology annotation, cellular component: MutSalpha complex; nucleus. Gene Ontology annotation, molecular function: mismatched DNA binding; ATP-dependent DNA damage sensor activity; ATP binding.
GUCAAAAUAUACACACUGGAAUUGUAUCACAAAGGUCAAAACCUUUUCGCCCUAGAGAAGUGGAAGGGGCAAAAUUUGGCGCCAAUUUUUCACAAUCUAAAAUCUUAGUAAAUACCGCUUCACCUGAGCGGCGCACACACUCACACACACCAUCUCUCUCAUUCUGAAAAUGCAGCGCCAAAAAUCUAUUCUCUCCUUUUUUCAAAAACCCGCCAGUGCCGAAAAUGUGCACGGCAGCCGGCGAGUUCCGCAGUUUACGGUGAAGAAAGAUAAACAUAACGGCGCCGCGUCCAAUCAAGCUACGAGUGAUAAUAUGAUGGACUCGUCUCUUGAAAUCAGAGGAACCGAAACACCGCCGGAGAAGGUGCCACGUCAGGUUUUUCCGGCGACGUUCCAGGAAAAUGAAAACAACGGAGGUUCUUCGCUGUUCUCGAGUAUUAUGCAUAAGUUUGUGAAGAUUGAUGAUAGAGAAAAGUCUACUGAGAGGAAUCCGGCUCCUGGUGGUUCUGCUAAUGUUUGUACGAUUUCUGGUAGAUAUAGUGAGCUGGAAGGAUUGCCCAAACAAGAUGUGGCUGCCCAACAUUGCAGAAAGGGUGAUGUUGUCAAUUCUAAUGGGAUCGUUGAUCAAGGAUAUGGCGUGCAGAUUGAAAUUGAUGAUGACAUUCCAGGGCCAGAAACACCUGGUAUGCGACCUGUUGUUCCUCGAUUGAAGCGAUUGCAAGAAGAUAGUCCAAAGUCUGGGGUCAAGGAUGACAGUUCCUUAUUCGAUUCAAGCAAAAGGCUGAAACUACUUCAGGAUACUACAGCCUUGAGCAAGAAUCACUUAAAGUUAUCUGAUACAAUGAGCAAGUUUGAGUGGCUUGACCCUGCUCGAAUCAAGGAUGCUAAUGGGCGAAGGCCUAGCAAUCCUCUUUACGACAAGAAGACGCUGUAUAUACCGCCAGACACAUUGAAGAAAAUGUCAGCAUCUCAGAAACAAUAUUGGAGUGUCAAAUGUCAAUAUAUGGAUGUUGUGCUUUUCUUUAAAGUGGGAAAGUUUUAUGAGCUUUAUGAACUAGAUGCUGAAAUUGGCCAUAAGGAGCUUGAUUGGAAAAUGACAUUAAGCGGUGUGGGGAAAUGUCGGCAGGUUGGUAUAUCUGAAAGUGGGAUUGAUGAUGCUGUUCAAAAGCUUGUUGCUCGUGGAUAUAAAGUUGGACGAAUUGAACAGUUGGAGACAUCUGAUCAAGCAAAAGCCAGAGGUGCAAAUUCUGUAAUUUCAAGAAAAUUGGUUCAGGUAGUCACCCCAUCAACCGCAAGCGAUGGUAAUAUUGGGCCUGAUGCUGUUCAUCUUCUUGCAAUAAAAGAGGGGAAUUGUGACCUGGAUAAUGGUUCAGUUGUGUAUGGCUUUGCUUUUGUUGACUGUGCUGCUUUAAGAAUUUGGGUUGGUUCCAUCAGUGAUGAUGCAUCCUGUGCUGCUCUGGGGGCUUUACUGGUGCAAGUUUCGCCGAAAGAAGUUAUAUAUGAGAGUAAAGGGUUGUCCAAAGAAGCUCAUAAAGCACUCAGAAAGUAUUCAUUAACAGGUCCUUCGAUGCUGCAAUUAAGUCCAGUUCAGUCACUUACAGAUUUCCAGAAUGCUUCUGAAGUUAGAAAUUUGGUGCGCUUGAAGGGUUACUUUAAAGGAUCUUCUAAUUUGUGGAAUCAUGUACUUGAUAGUGUGAUCCAUCAUGAUGUUGCCUUAUGUUCUCUUGGUGGACUUAUUGAUCAUCUAUCGAGGUUGAUGUUAGAUGAUGUUUUACGGAAUGGAGAUAUAUUGCCGUAUCAAGUUUAUCAGGGUUGCCUCAAAAUGGAUGGACAGACCCUGGUUAAUCUUGAGAUAUUCAGUAAUAAUGCUGAUGGUGGUCAAUCUGGUACAUUGUACAAAUAUCUUGAUCAAUGUGUGACACCAUGUGGUAAGCGGCUUUUAAGGAAUUGGAUCUGCCAUCCACUAAAAGAUAUUGAAGGCAUAAAUAAUAGGCUUAAUGUCAUUGAAGAUCUAAUGGCAAAUUCAGAAAUUAUGUUGCUUUUUGCUCAAUAUCUUCGCAAGCUUCCAGACUUAGAAAGGCUGCUUGGACGGAUUAAGGCUAGCGUUCAGUCAUCAGCUUCUCUGUUACUGCCCUUGGUUGGCAAAAAAGUAUUGAAACAGCGAGUUAAAGCGUUUGGCUCUCUUGUGAAAGGCCUGCGUAUUGGAUUGGAUUUCUUAAUGCUAUUACAGAAUGAAGGGCGUAUAAUCUCAUCUUUAUCAAAAGUUUUUAGACUUCCAAGGCUUAUUGGUAAUGAUGGGCUGGAUCAAUUCCUUACCCAAUUUGAAGCAGCUGUAGAUAGUGACUUCCCAAACUACCAGAAUCACAACGUGACAGAUUCAGAUGCUGAAACUCUCUCUAUUCUGAUUGAGUUAUUUAUUGAAAAGCCUACUGAAUGGUUUGAAGUCAUAUAUGCCAUCAAUUGUAUCGAUGUACUAAGAUCUUUUGCAGUCAUUGCUGGUUGUUCAUGUGGGGCUAUGUCCAGACCUGUUAUUUUGCCUCAAUCUGAAAAUAUAACUGGGGGCCAAGAGAUCAGAGGACCCAUACUUCAAGUUAAAGGGCUUUGGCAUCCAUUUGCCUUUGGAGAGAAUGGAGGAGUGCCUGUCCCAAAUGACAUGAUCCUUGGUGAGAAUACAGAUGGCCAUCAUGCCCGAACUUUGCUACUGACUGGACCGAAUAUGGGCGGGAAGUCAACACUCCUGCGUUCAACUUGUUUAGCUGUCAUACUGGCCCAGCUGGGCUGUUAUGUGCCCUGCGAGAUGUGUGUUUUCUCACUGGUGGACACUAUCUUCACCCGGCUUGGUGCUACUGACCGAAUCAUGACUGGGGAGAGUACCUUCUUCGUUGAGUGCACAGAAACAGCAUCCAUCCUUCAAAACGCCACUCAAAAUUCUUUGGUUAUUCUUGACGAAUUGGGUCGAGGAACAAGCACUUUCGAUGGAUACGCCAUUGCAUAUGCGGUAUUCCGGCAUUUGAUUGAAAAGGUUAACUGUCGACUACUAUUUGCUACGCACUACCACCCACUUACUAAGGAAUUUGCUUCCCAUCCACAUGUUACACUGCAACACAUGGCCUGCGCUUUUCAGUCAAAAUCUGAGUGCCAUUCAAAAGGUGAGCAGGAGCUGGUUUUCCUAUACCGGCUUGCCUCUGGAGCAUGCCCAGAGAGCUAUGGAUUGCAAGUGGCAAUAAUGGCUGGAAUCCCAGAAAGGGUGGUUGAAGCUGCAUCGAAGGCUCGCCAAGUGAUGAAAAGAUCACUUGGCAAAAGUUUUAGGUCAAGUGAACAAAGAUCAGAGUUCUCGACUCUCCAUGAACAGUGGUUGAACAUGCUAAUGGCUGUCUCUAAAAGUGAAAAUCGUAAUUUUGACGACACCGAUGAUUUUGAUACGCUUUUUUGCUUGUGGCAUGAGCUAAAGAGCUCCUAUACAUAGAUCGGGUAGCUGAAAAGAAAAGCACGGAUUCGCAUAUUUUGUUGUAAAUAUCAAGUCUUUAAAACAUUAUUAUAUAUCAUUAAAAUGUAUUUUGAUUUC